CUAUUCCUAGAUGUUGAUGAUGGCAAGAAGCUUUUUACGAAAAAUUCUUACCAAUAUUUUCUUGGUAUUGGUCCUAACCACAGCCAUGUAUGCAGCUAAAGCUACGAACCUUAAAGAAACCAAGCUAUCCUUUUACCUUCAUGACAUCUCAGCCCUCUGCAACCCCAAUGCCACGGUGAUCCCAGUUGCAGGCAUUGCUGGCAAGGCUUGGACAUUCACCCAAUUUGGCACCAUCUUUGUCGUCGACGACAAUAUCACCGAAACCCCAAAUCCAAAGUCACCCAAAGUUGGGCAAUAUCAAGGCCUGUACGUGACAGCCGCGUUGGAUGGGUUGGAUUCAUUUACUACGGCAUCAAUAGUGUUCAUAAAUAAAGAGUACAAUGGAAGCACCAUACAAAUACAAGGUAUUAAUAAUAAUGCGCCUGUUACAGAGGUUGCGGUGGUGGGCGGGACUGGGAAAUUCCGAUUUGCUAGGGGCUAUAUAACUUCUAAGACAUAUUCCUUAGACAUUGCUACCCAAAACUCGGUUGUCCAGUUGAACGUCAUGGUGCAACAUUACUAGUUGAAAAUAUUGAUGGGUCAUAGAUAAAAGAUAUGGACCAGUUGCUGCUGUUGAAUAAGAAUUGCCAUAAUAAUAAUCGUUUAUGUGCUAUAUAUACUCCUAUUUGUGUUUAUGAUUUAAAAGCAAUAAUAUUGCUGU
Messenger RNA from Quercus robur (English oak), 700 nucleotides. RefSeq names its product pterocarpan synthase 1-like. The transcript has a single exon. The coding region runs from base 11 to 562 and encodes 183 amino acids. Lineage: Eukaryota; Viridiplantae; Streptophyta; Magnoliopsida; Fagales; Fagaceae. The record is from RefSeq and is a predicted model, not a curated record.